Molecule: messenger RNA, 2578 nt
Organism: Manis javanica (Malayan pangolin)
Lineage: Eukaryota; Metazoa; Chordata; Mammalia; Pholidota; Manidae
Source: RefSeq, a predicted model, not a curated record
GCCCCGCCAGUGGUGACCCUUUAGUGGCAGGUGGGUGGGUGCUGUGACUCGCUCUCAUAACACGUUGUCCUGUGCUCCUUGCAGGUAUAGUGGCUCCAAAUCAGGUGAGGCCCGGCUCCCUCAGCCGUCCACCAUGGUGGUGGCACACCCCACCGCCACUGCCACCACCACACCCGCUGCCACCGUUACGGCCACCGUUGUGAUGACCACAGCCACCAUGGACCUGCGGGACUGGCUUUUCCUCUGCUACGGGCUCAUCGCCUUCCUGACAGAGGUCAUUGACAGCACCACCUGCCCCUCAGUGUGCCGCUGUGACAACGGUUUCAUCUACUGCAACGACCGGGGCCUCACCUCCAUCCCUGCUGACAUUCCCGACGACGCCACCACCCUCUACCUGCAGAACAACCAGAUCAACAAUGCCGGCAUCCCCCAGGACCUCAAGACCAAGGUCAACGUGCAGGUCAUCUACCUGUAUGAGAAUGACCUGGACGAGUUCCCGGUCAAUCUGCCCAGCUCCCUGCGGGAGCUGCACCUGCAGGACAACAACGUGCGCACCAUCGCUAGGGACUCACUAGCCCGCAUUCCACUGCUGGAGAAGCUGCACCUGGACGACAACUCCGUGUCCACCGUCAGCAUCGAGGAGGACGCUUUCGCCGACAGCAAGCAGCUCAAGCUGCUCUUCCUGAGCCGGAACCACCUGAGCAGCAUCCCCUCGGGGCUGCCCCGCACACUGGAGGAGCUGCGGCUGGACGACAACCGCAUCUCCACCAUCCCGCUGCACGCCUUCAAGGGCCUCAACAGCCUGCGGCGGCUGGUGCUCGAUGGCAACCUGCUGGCCAACCAGCGCAUCGCCGACGACACCUUCAGCCGCCUGCAGAACCUCACCGAGCUCUCGCUGGUGCGCAACUCUCUGGCCGCGCCCCCCCUCAACCUGCCCAGCGCCCACCUGCAGAAGCUUUACCUGCAGGACAAUGCCAUCAGCCACAUCCCCUACAACACGCUGGCCAAGAUGCGUGAGCUGGAGCGCCUGGACCUGUCCAAUAACAACCUCACCACACUGCCCCGCGGCCUGUUCGACGACCUGGAGAGCCUGGCCCAGCUGCUGCUCCGGAACAACCCCUGGUUCUGCGGCUGCAAUCUCAUGUGGCUGCGGGACUGGGUGAAGGCGCGGGCGGCCGUGGUCAACGUGCGGGGCCUCAUGUGCCAGGGCCCCGAGAAGGUCCGGGGCAUGGCCAUCAAGGACAUCACCAGUGAGAUGGACGAGUGCUUCGAAACAGGGUCCCAGAGCGGAGCAGCCAGUGCUGCUGCCAAGACCACGGCCAGCAACCACGCCUCUGCCACCACACCCCAGGGCUCACUCUUCACCCUCAAGGCCAAGAGGCCAGGGCUGCGCCUCCCUGACUCCAACCUUGACUAUCCCAUGGCCACAGGCGAUGGCACCAAGACCCUGAUCAUCCAUGUGAAGCCCCUGACGGCGGACUCCAUCCGCAUCACAUGGAAGGCCAUGCUCCCCGCUUCCUCCUUCCGGCUCAGCUGGCUGCGUCUGGGCCACAGCCCAGCCCUGGGCUCCAUCACAGAGACCCUGGUGCAGGGGGACAAGACAGAGUACCUGCUGACAGCCCUGGAGCCCAAGUCCACCUAUAUCAUCUGCAUGGUCACCAUGGAGACUGGCAACACCUAUGUGGCUGAUGAGACGCCCGUGUGUGCCAAGGCAGAGACAGCCGACAGCUACGGCCCCACCACCACGCACAACCAGGAACAAAACGCAGACCCCAUGGUGAGCCUGCCCUUGGCAGGCAUCAUCAGCGGUGCCGUGGCUCUCGUAUUCCUCUUCCUGGUCCUCGGGGCUAUCUGCUGGUACGUGCACCGGGCUGGUGAGCUGCUGACCCGGGAGCGGGCCUACAAUCGGGGCAGCCGGAAAAAGGACGACUAUAUGGAGUCGGGGACCAAGAAGGAUAACUCCAUCCUGGAAAUCCGUGGCCCUGGGCUGCAAAUGCUGCCCAUCAACCCUUACCGCGCCAAAGAGGAGUACGUAGUCCACACCAUCUUCCCCUCCAAUGGCAGCAGCCUCUGCAAGGGCACGCACACCAUCGGUUACGGCACCACGCGGGGCUACCGGGACGGCGGCAUCCCUGACAUAGACUACUCCUACACAUGAUGCCGGCCGCCCGGCUGCCCCACCCGGUGCCGCCUCCUCCUGUCUGGCCAGCUCGCCACCAUCUGACAGAGCAGGAAAGGAAGUCAGUCCACAGUGACUUCCCAGCAGAAAGCAAAGUUUAGGGAGAGCUGACAAUUUUGUAGAACACAGUGAAAAGAAAAAAACAUUUUUUUUUAAGAAUUGAAGGCAGGAGGGGGAUCUGACGUUGCUGAAGACAUAAUUUAUACCAAAUUAUGCCAGCUGGGGAGGGGAAGGACUAAAAAUAAUAUCGCAGGAAGGGUUGGUUGGGUUUUUUCUCCUGAACUGGAAGGAUGCUACCUGUACAAUGUCUGUGUACACCUCACACUCUGUCCAGGGACAUCACAAAAGAACCGUCAGAGAGAAGCAGCUGACACGUGAAGCCCCCACACAGCUCUGGCU